AUGAGAGGAUGGAAAGCGACGAGGAAGAGUGAAAGCGGUGGGGACGAGGCUAGCCAGGCAGCCGACGCACAAGAGCAGAGGCGAGACAGCAACGCAGCAGCUGACACCCGACGCGUGACUGGCGGAGGGGGGCGAAAAGGAGCCAGAAAGCGCUCAGCUGCCUCAGAUUUUUUCCCUCUGUCCCCAAUCGCGCUUCGAAAUUCUGCAGCUGCAAUUCGACGUGAUUUGCGAGAAAGAGAGAGAGAGAGAAAGCGACUCGAGCUUCGUCGGUCCAUCCCCAACCUGACAUUCUGGCGGCCAUCUCAAGCAAUCAUUUAG
Messenger RNA from Pseudozyma hubeiensis SY62, 318 nucleotides. RefSeq lists its product as hypothetical. The transcript has a single exon. NCBI's taxonomy places the organism in Eukaryota, Fungi, Basidiomycota, Ustilaginomycetes, Ustilaginales, Ustilaginaceae. The record is from RefSeq and is a predicted model, not a curated record. The coding region runs from base 1 to 318 and encodes 105 amino acids.